GGACAACUGCACGCCCGGCGAGCCCGAGCCGGGGGCGAAGGGCGACCACGCGGGCGAGGCCUGGACAUGCAGGCUGGCCAACCCGGCCUGCGCGUGCUCCGGCCGGUGCGACGGCGGCGCGGACUGCCCAAGCUUCCCGGAGAUGCACUACAUCUAUGCGGCCGCCUGAGAGCGAGGAGGACCUGCGCAGGGCGAAGGCCAUGGCGGAGGAGAUGCGGCGGCACUCCUGCGGCGAGGAGGGCCUCGUGAGAGUCCCUGGCGUCAACCCCGCCGGCUGGCCGGAGGGUCUCGGCCGCUACGACGAGGUCGAGUGGUUCGGGCGCAUGCUGCCCAAGGUCAAGGACGUCGGCGCCGACGCCCACUGGUGGGAGUCCCACAACCUGGCCUACGCCGAGGUGGACGAGAAGGGGCGGAGCACGUGGCUGCAGAGGGGCCUCGACCACCACGCCGGCUGCAGCCUGUCUCACUUCGUCACCUGGAUGGGGGCGCGGAGCCGAGGGCUCAGCCACGUGAUCGUGGCGGAGAGCGACAGCCUCCCGUCGUACUGGUGGCAGGUGUACGUGGGCGACGACGCGGAGUUCGACAGUGGGGUGCUGGCCUUGCUGCAAGACGCGCCCGACGGCUGGGAUGUGAUAAUGCUGGACAAGGGCAAGUUCGGCGUGAAGCCAGGCCAGCCGGCGGUAAAGUCAAUGACCCGCGGGUGCUGGAAAAGCCCAUACAACAUCUAUAACUGGACCGGCCAGGGAGUGGCGGGCCUGACCCUGUACAUGGUCAGCGGCCGCUUCCUCGAGAAGGUCCCGCGGAUGAUACACGAACACAGCCUGGACAUGGUCGACGCGUGGAUGAACCUGCGCUGCAACCCCGACGCGGCUGGCGGGGGCCAGCUGCAGUGCUACUCUGCUGUGUCGGCCAGCCGGGACCUGGGCGCCGGCGUGGACGUGGCGGAGCGGGCGGAGGCCGGCGAGACGCGCGGGGACUCCUCCAUGUCGCCCCUGGACUCGGGGGCGCUCGCCGAGAGGCGGGGCCUGCUGCAGGGAAUCGCCGAGCCGGCCUGGUCCCUCAGCAUGCCCGUGGGCGUGAAUUUUGGGGCGUGGCUGUGCCUCGAGGACUGGUUCUUCUCCGGCGCCGCCGGGGAGUACGUCGACAGCGGCUGGCCCGGGAGCGCCUCGGCCGCCGCGGGGCAGGGGGCCUGCCUGCCCCCCGGGCUGCCGCGCGCCGGCGAGCCCUGGAAGUCGGAGGGCACGCUGACGAAACAGCUGGGCGAGGAUGCCGUGAGCGCUAUCACGGAGUUCCGCAACACCUACAUCACGGAGGACGACUGGCGACAGGCUGCAGCCGCUGGCAUCACGUCUGUGCGCGUGCCUAUCACCUGGGCGGCGUUUGCCGAUGCGCUGGCUGAGGCGGCCCCGGACGCAUACGGAAAGCAUGAUCCAGACCUGGACACCGUCAUCGUGCCAGAUCCGUUCUAUUCUGAGUCGCUUGCAUUUGCGACGAUCCCCCGGAAUUUCCUGCGAACGAUUCUGGACAAUGCGAGCAGGCACAAUCUUACGGUCAUCUGGGAUAUCGAAGGCGCCUUCGGCGAGGCCUCUCCGCCUUCGGCCUUGGUGGCAGGGGCCGUGCGGCCAAACGUUGGCCAAGAGUUUGGCCGAGCUCGUGGACGAUGUGUGGCCCCACGGCUUUUUCAGAUAUGAGUUUGCGGACCAUGGGGGGCCUCCUAUCCGUAAGUUGGUUCUGGAGGGAGGGGACCUCUUAGCCCAUUUUGGUCGUCAGGCGACCCGAGGGGAUUUGGUUCUGGGGGGCUCGAAUCGGUGAUUGGGACCAACGCGUGCUGCACCGGUCAUUUCAACAUCGGUAACACCAGCACUAGUCUCACAGAGGCAGGGAUUUGGAUCGUCCAGGCCUUGAUCCGUUGGGUUGAAGAAGGUCUCUCCCACGAGCAGCGCAACACAAUAUCAGGACUUUGUCUGAUGAACGAGCCUGCUCACCUGAGCUGGGGGGAGGGCUGGGCAGAUCAGGAACAGACGUUGGAUUGGGUCAGGCGGGCGAUGGAUUUGUUCAGGUGGUCAAGUUUGCCCCAGCGGGGUGUUUCCUUGUAUGUCAAUCUCGUCGAGACAGCGUUCAGAAUUUCGAGCGAGGGUUUCGAGCAGACGUUCUCGUCAUGGUGGAGGGAGCACACCUCGGCAGAAGAGAGGAGCAGCUGGGCGGUCAUGGACCUCCACAAGUACUGGGCCUGGGACCCGGACUGCAGCGGGUGCGACGAGUGGCGGGCCAACGGCCAGCCCGUGUGCGCCUGGACGUCCGACACGCCCGGCGACGAGGUGCAGGCGAAGCUGCGGGGGUGCAUCGCUCGCUGGAGGGACCGCGUGAGCGCGACGCUCCCCGACGGGCUGACGGCCAUCUCGGAGUUCUCCGCGGGCACGUGGCGCCGCGGCUCCACGGCGGUGCGCGCCCUCGACCUGACGCGCGCGUACUUCCAGAUGCAGGUGCAGGCCUUCCGGGAGAUCAGCAUCGAGCCCUUCUUCUGGAACUGGAAGAUGCCGUACGGGCCCACCUUCCAGUCGGGCUGGAGCCUGAAGUCUCUCUUGGGCAUCGAGUCGGGGGGCUUGCCCAGCCAGUGCGGAGACGCUGGCGGCGAGGAGGCCACCGAUGAACAGAGGAAAGCCUAGGUCCCCUCCCUCGUGGAGCUCGGGCUCGAGCUCUUGGCACUGGCUGCCCAGCGUCCUCAAGCUCAAUGGUCAGUCGUCUCAGGAAUAAAGUUUGUUAGUUAAGAGUUCUCAGCAUGCCUUUGGAUUUGGUCACCGCUCGCCUGGCUUGACCAUAAACGAGUCCUUCCAUUUCGGGAUUUUAUGCAGUAUGGUUUUGAUCGUUGAUCACGGACUCAUUGCCAGACAUCGCACAGCUGCAAUGAGAUUCCACACUCAGAUUCUUGUGACUUGUCCACACCCCUCACAUCGCCCUCCUGCUUCCUUUGGUCACCCCGCCACCUGUGGCCAGCGGGUCGGCCGCGAUGUCAGGCGGGCUCAAGUUCAUCCGGUGCGCGGCGAGCCGUCGAUCGUCGGCAAAGCCCGCGCCUCCGCGGUCUCUCCCUGCUUCCGGUUUCAUCCCGCUCUUGGUGUCAGCGCUCGCUUCUGCAAGUAAUUCGUGCUCCAGAUGGACCCCCAGCGGAUGGCAUGUCUGAGGUGGUUGCCGACGACGACGACGACGUCAUCGUCAUCGUCAUCGUCGUCGUCAUCGUCGUCGACGUCGCCGUCGUAUCUAAUCAAGUAGCUUUAGACGCGGUUAUUUCAAAUUCGGGCGGCGGCACAGCUCCGCGCCUGGUGGCUCGGCGAGGUAAUGUCCUCGCUCGUCUCCGGCGAGUUCCGCGGUGCCCACUUCGGGCUUCUCUAUGUCAGGCGCGACGAGGAGCUCCAGAGAUAGCUAGGACUGGGAGCAGGACAAAAAGAGCUGG
Prorocentrum cordatum is the source of this 3448-nucleotide messenger RNA. The record is from the annotation of a GenBank genome assembly. Lineage: Eukaryota; Dinophyceae; Prorocentrales; Prorocentraceae.